UAAAGUUUUGUGAAAAAAUGCAGCAAUUCGAACGCAGAUCAAUUGUAAAUGGAGCUCUCCUAAAAAGACACAUUGGUCAAUGCGUCAGCAUUCAUCUGAAGGUGGAUCGUGCCGCCGAUGGUUGCAGAACGUUCAAGGGUUCCACGACCGAUGGUGUUAACGUUCAAGUGAUACUGUCGGAACCAUUGAAUGGCGCGUGCACAGGAUGGGUAGAAGUAAUAGGAAUUGCCGGUCCCAACGACAUGGUUCGCUGUAAGCAGAUCAUCACAUACUUUUCCACUGGCGGUAAAAUGAAGGACUUCGAUGUGGACGGACACAAUAUGUUGUGCACUUUGCUGUCGGUGUGUAAGAAUCCUUUUUACCUGGGUCCACAAAUGUAA
Anopheles maculipalpis is the source of this 380-nucleotide messenger RNA. RefSeq lists its product as uncharacterized. Gene Ontology annotation, cellular component: site of double-strand break; DNA replication factor A complex; nucleus. Gene Ontology annotation, biological process: nucleotide-excision repair; mismatch repair; base-excision repair. Lineage: Eukaryota; Metazoa; Arthropoda; Insecta; Diptera; Culicidae. The coding region runs from base 18 to 380 and encodes 120 amino acids. The record is from RefSeq and is a predicted model, not a curated record. Gene Ontology annotation, molecular function: single-stranded DNA binding; damaged DNA binding. The transcript has 2 exons.